Messenger RNA from Maniola jurtina (meadow brown), 947 nucleotides. RefSeq names its product phytanoyl-CoA dioxygenase, peroxisomal-like. The record is from RefSeq and is a predicted model, not a curated record. The coding region runs from base 41 to 838 and encodes 265 amino acids. NCBI's taxonomy places the organism in Eukaryota, Metazoa, Arthropoda, Insecta, Lepidoptera, Nymphalidae. The transcript is spliced from 4 exons. Gene Ontology annotation, biological process: fatty acid alpha-oxidation. Gene Ontology annotation, molecular function: phytanoyl-CoA dioxygenase activity.
CAUUAUAUUUAGUUCAGUCUAUACUAUACUAACCUACAUUAUGGUUCGUCUUACAAAAGAACAGAUUCAGUUUUAUAAAGAUAAUGGCUACAUUCAUCUCAAGAAGCUGAUCAAAGGGAGGGAGCUCCAGAGGGUCUCGGAGGAGUACGACAAUUUGUUCAGGAGGAAGAAUGCAGAGAAAACGGAGAGCUCUUGGGUCGGCAGUGAUGAUACGUUCAGAGAAAGUGACAGCCCUUAUACUGUGAAAGGCAUCCACAACCUGCAGAUGCAUCACGCAGUGUUCGGCAAGCUGCUGUACAACGCCGACCUGCUGGAUGCUGUACAGGACGUGAUGGGCACUGAGAACAUCAUGCUGCAUCACACCAAAGCUCACCUCAAGCCUCCGGAGAAGGGAGCUUCUUACCCUAUGCAUCAGGACUAUCCUUAUUUCCCUUACGAAAAGGACUCCAUGGUGGCAGCUUUCAUCCACCUGGAUGAAGCUACACCCGAGAACGGAGGACUGUUUGUGUAUCCUGGAUCACACAAGUUAGGACCACUCGAGGACUUCGGGCCCAAGGAGGGAAGCCACUUCCAUUAUGUUGACCAGAAAAAGUUCCCAAUCGAGGGUGCAACGCCUGUGAUCGCAGAAGCUGGAGACGUGGUGAUCUUCUCGUACCUGCUGGUGCACGGCAGCAGCGCCAACAGCUCCGCGCGCCCACGACGCAUGUUCCUCGCCCAGCUGGCGGAUGCGCACGACCGGCCCAAGGGCGGCGAGCGGAGCCAGCCAGGCAGGGGCUGGAUGCUGCGGGGGGUCAACCUUCACAGAGAUGCUACAGUCGCUAAUAGAGCUCGCGAUUGAAUUAACGCUUUUAAGGGUUCCGUACCUCAAAAGGAAAAACGGAACCCUUAUAGGAUCACUUCGUUGUCUUUCUGUCUGUCUGUCUGUCCGUCUGUCCGUCGUGUCUGUC